UCAGUAAAGGGACUUAAUGUAGUUCCCGCACACAUCUAAUUAUUUCGUUCUUUCAUUUCUUUUCGUAAUUUUUGAAGAACCCCGUCGAAAAUGGAGCUAUAGAGAAACCAAUGUAAAGUGCAGUUCCUAGUGAACCAGAGGAGCUCUUUGGUUCCCAGGUCUUGUCUUGUCUUGAGCCAGGUACCUGGGCAAGAUGUGGGGGUGCAGGAAGCAACCUCAGAGUGCUUUGGAUGCUAAACAUCUAGUAAUGAUGCUUGGGAAAGCCCUUAAGAAAGAGAGAGAGCAAUGGAAGCCACGAGUGUUCCGGAAGACUACAACCAUAGAGGAAGUUUGUGAGGAACACCGUAAUGAAGCAGUAUUAUGGCUGCGGAAUCUAAACCAGCACUUUCAGUUUUCAUCAGAGAGCCUUGGUUUAGCCAUUGCUAUAUUUGACCAGUUCCUUCAGCUGGUAAAGGUCCGACCCAAGUAUCUGAGAUGUAUUGCAAUAAGCUGUUACUAUCUGGCAGCCAAAACACUUGAGGAGGAUGAGGUUAUUCCUAGCACCACGGAUCUUGUGCGUGGAAGUCAGAGUGGUUGCACUGUAGCCGAGGUUUGUCGAAUGGAGCGGCUAGUUCUAGACAAACUGAACUGGAAUAUCAACUUUGUGACCUCUGUUGACUUCCUUCAUAUGAUCCAUGUGAUAAUGAUGAAGAACAACCCACACUUGCUUGAUGGGCUGAGCAGCAUGACGCCUUCACAGCACAUCAGCAUCCUCCGCAGCAAGCUGAUCAUUUGUUUGGGUCAUGGAUCUCUCAUGCUAUUCCCACCGGCCCUACUGGCUUUAGCGUUGAUCAGUUUGGAACUGGAGCAGUUUACAUCCAUCUGGUUUCCAACCAUUGUUUCUUUGCAAAAGAUGGUCCAGGUGGAUAGUAAACAUCUUAUCCAUUGUCGAGAGCAAGUGGCUCAGUGUUUGGCCAGCAAAAAUCAUCUCCAGACCAGCUACAGGUUCUCCAGCUUAACACGACCCAAAGUGAAAUCCAACAAACGCAAAGUUGAUCUCAUGGCCGAAGAGGUGGAUGAAAUCUAUGACAGUAUCAAACGACUGUACAGUGAGGAGACUGUGGAGGAAGUACUGGUGAAUGUGAGGCCGUCCUGCAGUUCAGAGGCUCGACAGGACCCUGAGGAAAUGAGCUUCGCUCAAAUUCAAGCCGUUUCAGCCACCUGAGCAAGUUCUGUGUGCCCUACAUCUACCCAGAUGGGUUUUCACUUUCUCAGAUGAAUUUUAUUUCCCCACAGAUCUAUCAGUAGACACCCCAACCAACGAAGAAGUAUUACAUUCUUACAAUUCAGGAAGAACAACUGAUAAAAUAACAGGAACUUGUGUAACUGUUUUGUUUUGUAUUUUACCUGAGAAACUGGUUGAACCUGUUGUGCAGCACAGGGAUUUUUUUUUUCUUUCUUUUAAUUUCUUUGAGUUUUUCGCUCAGAGUUGAGGUUAGAAUUAAAGUUGUAAGGCAGCAAACAUUGUACUACUUUACUGACCUAGCCUGUUAUAUUGGAACAAAUGGAAUAACAAACUGGGAGUUGUACAAAUGUGUGGAAGUCUUUUCAUUUCUGGAAAUAUGGCGGAGUUUUAGGGUAAGCUGACGUGCCAACAUGAUAGUGUGUGUUGAAGGAUGUGUAGAUGAUGAACUAUGGAUUGUAGCUCGACAGAUGGUAGUUGUGCUAUUGUAAAUCUCUUGUACUGAUAUGUUUCUUCUGAGCUUUUGUACAGUUCUAGCAUUUUGUGUUCCGCUGUAGUUAUAUUGGCUUUCUGUGUAAACUGUGAAACAGAAAUAUUUUAGUAUUGUACAGUUCAGUUUUAGCCUCUUAGGACUUUGUAAAUGUUUUAUAUUCAUCUAGAAGAGAUGAAAGUGAACGAUUGUGGACCGAAUGAGGAAGAAUGCUUGAGGAAGGUUGAUGUGGACCACAUCAGUGCCGUGACGUUUUAAGCUGUGAUCAUUCUGAACAAGCAAUGAAGUGUUGAGCACAAAACUUCUUCCACACUUGAUUUGUGAAGGUUGUUAAACGCAGAAGGUAUCAAAACUGUUUUAAGUUUUAAUGGGCUCGUGAUUGGAACGUCAGACGAAUAUUUUUAUUCCAUUAUACAACUCUGAAUUCUUAAUAUCAAAUUUUGUUUUAAAACCCACUCAUUAUGACUGAAAUCUUUAUACUCUUUCUAUCUGGGUUCAAUAUCAAUUUUUGCAACAAUCACCUAACUGUGUGAAAACAGGUUGUAAACUAUAUAGGAAGGCAAUCUUCUAAUCUGGUCCAACAGUAAUAAACAAGAUUGAAAAUGCA
This is a messenger RNA of Liolophura sinensis, 2319 nucleotides long. Its product is annotated as cyclin-I-like. NCBI's taxonomy places the organism in Eukaryota, Metazoa, Mollusca, Polyplacophora, Chitonida, Chitonidae. The record is from RefSeq and is a predicted model, not a curated record. Bases 194 to 1204 code for a protein of 336 amino acids. The transcript has 7 exons.